UGCGACUCUGUGGAGAGUCAGUAGAGGCGCUGGCGUAGAGUGAGGAGUAGAUGGCGCCCCCCGCGGCCUAGAGGUCCAGCUCCUGCUGAGAGGUAGUGAAUUCAUCCUACUCGGCCCGGAGCCGGAGAAACCCCCCCAGUGCCUGUCAUCAUGUUGGUGCCUCUAGCGAAGCUGUCCAGCCCAGCACAUCAGUGCUUACAUGCCCUCAAAAUACUCAAGAAGGAUUGUCUGCUGCAUCCUUGUGCAACAAGAUGGGCUUCAGCUGCUGUGGUGCCUCGUAUCACCACACACUAUACAAUUUAUCCUCGGGAGAAAGACAGUCGAUGGGAAGGGGUGAACAUGGAAAGAUUUGCAGAAGAAGCUGAUGUAGUGAUAGUUGGCGGAGGCCCCGCUGGUCUCUCUGCAGCUAUUCGUCUAAAACAAUUGGCUGCUAAACAUGAAAAAGAAAUUCGAGUAUGUCUAGUGGAGAAGGCUGCUCAGUUAGGAGCACACACUCUCUCUGGUGCUUGUCUUGAACCAUCUGCUUUUGAAGAACUCUUCCCAGACUGGAAAGAGAAAGGGGCUCCACUUACAACUCCUGUAACAGAAGAUAAAUUUGGAAUUUUAACAGAGAAAUUUAGAAUUCCUGUGCCAAUCCUUCCAGGUCUUCCAAUGUCUAAUCAUGGAAAUUAUAUUGUGCGCUUAGGCCAUUUGGUUAGUUGGAUGGGACAGCAAGCAGAAGAGCUUGGUGUUGAAGUGUACCCAGGGUAUGCAGCUGCAGAGGUCCUAUAUCAUGAAGAUGGCAGUGUAAAAGGAAUUGCUACUAAUGAUGUAGGCAUACAGAAGGAUGGAGCACCAAAGGAUACAUUUGAAAGAGGACUAGAGCUACAUGCCAAAGUCACCAUUUUUAGUGAAGGUUGUCAUGGACAUCUCGCCAAGCAGCUGUAUAAGAAGUUUGAUUUGAGGGCCAGUUGUGAACCCCAGACCUAUGGUAUUGGAUUAAAGGAGUUAUGGAUUAUUGACAAAAAGAAAUGGAAACCAGGCAAAGUAGAACACACAGUUGGUUGGCCCUUGGACAGACAUACAUAUGGAGGAUCUUUCCUCUACCAUUUAAAUGAGAGUGAGCCAAUGGUAGCUCUUGGUUUUGUGGUUGGUUUGGAUUAUCAAAAUCCAUACCUAAGCCCAUUUAGAGAGUUCCAGAGGUGGAAACACCAUCCUAGCAUUCAGCCAACCCUGGAGGGUGGGAAAAGGAUUGCCUAUGGAGCCAGAGCUCUCAAUGAAGGUGGCUUUCAGUCUAUACCAAAACUCACCUUCCCUGGUGGAGUGUUAAUUGGUUGUAGCCCUGGUUUCUUGAAUGUUCCUAAGAUUAAAGGUACUCACACUGCAAUGAAAAGUGGCAUUGUGGCUGCAGAAUCCAUUUUCAGCAAACUAACCAGUGAGAAUCUCCAGUCAGAAACAAUGGGACUCCACGUGUCUGAGUAUGAGGACAAUUUGAAGAAAUCAUGGGUGUGGAAGGAACUUUAUGCUGUUCGAAACAUCAGGCCUUCCUGCCAUUCACCAUUGGGUUUGUAUGGAGGAAUGAUUUACACUGGAUUGUUUUACUGGAUAUUCAGAGGAAUGGAACCAUGGACAUUGAAACAUAAAGGGGCUGACCAUGAUCAACUAAAGCCAGCUAAGUUUUGUAGACCUAUUGAGUACCCAAAACCUGAUGGACAGAUCAGUUUUGACCUACUCUCCUCAGUGGCUCUUAGUGGUACUAAUCAUGAAGAGAACCAGCCCCCACACUUAACACUGAAGGAUGACAGGCUACCUGUGGAUAGGAAUUUGAUGAUAUUUGGUGGACCAGAACAACGAUUCUGUCCUGCAGGAGUUUAUGAAUUUAUACCGUUGGAAAAAAGUGUUGGAUUUCGAUUACAGAUAAAUGCUCAGAACUGUGUCCAUUGCAAAACAUGUGAUAUUAAAGAUCCAAGUCAGAAUAUUAACUGGGUGGUACCAGAAGGUGGUGGAGGACCUGCUUACAAUGGAAUGUAAUGUUAAUCUCAGUUGAUUUCAUUUAUCAGUGGUUUGCUUGAUGGGUAGUUCCCUAACAUUUUAUAGUAAAUAUAGCUUUAAGUUAUUUUUUUAAAUACGUACGACAUUAUCCUGCAGCCUGCUAUUAAUGAGAAGGUUGAGCUUCCCGGGAAGUUAAAAGCAUUACUCUAUAGACCUAACGUAAUUUUUUUUUUUUUUACAAAUUAAAGAGAAUCGAGGAAAAGGAGAGGAGAUAAAUGGGACAUUAUGAGAGGAAGAAGGGACGUAUUAUGAGAUGAAGAAAAGCAGAAAGGGCUGUAGCAAGGAUUCAGGUUUGGGAGUGGUUGAUGUGUGCAGUUCCUCCCCACUUAGACCUGUUAAUUCUUCAGAAGAGUGUCAUUGGUCAAUUAUUCUAUCAUGUAUGAAGUUGACUAGCUUUCACUGAGUCACACUUUUUCAAUGGGUGAAUAACUUGGGGGGCUUUGAAGCCUAAAAACCAAUAUUUCAUCAUCAUUAUUAUUUCCCCUUGGAUUUAAAUAAAUAAAUCAUUUCUAAGUUAUCCAGUCUGUACAGAAUGAAGAUUACAUGAAAUUUCUCUUCAUUAAAUUCUAGUUUAUCAAAGACAAUUUACAAAUAGGUUAUGUACAGACAGCGACAGUUAGAAAUCCAAAUUGCUUCAUUAACUGCAAAAAGCUCAGUGAAGUAUUGCAUUAUGAAAAUUAAAGUUGACUUUUUUUCCUUCACCAACUUACACAGGAACAUAAAUCUCGAAUAGCUUCCAGGUAGACUGGAUAUGACUAUUACCAAAAAAUAAAAAUUUAUGUGAACUAUGCAGAAAGCUGUUGUAAAAAUUCAAGAUUUCACACUAUUUUGUAACAGUUUUAUUAAGAAUAAUUCUUACCUAUUUCUAUACUGUAAGAUGUAGGGAACUCUAAGUUCAGUAUUUGUUGCAGGCUUGUAUUAUGGAACAAAUGCAAUAUUCAAGGACACCCUUAAACAGACUUCAUGCUGCCUUUGUACAAUCAGUGCAUACUAUUUAAACAAAAACAAUGUUCUUAAGUAAACAUUUUUUUUGUAUAAGCUGCAUUAUCUUUAUCCUUCUGUGCCUUAAUCUGUUUGGUCUUUUGCAUUUCUGCCUCAGUGGCUGUAAAAUAAACACCCAUCAUUUAUAACAUCUGUUAAACAUAGACUGUUUUCUGCCUGUAUAAAGGAAGGGAUAAAAAUGGAGUCGAGGUCAGUGAGUGUUUCAUGUGUUUGUCAUUUCAAUCAUUAGCUAAACAAAUACUGUAGGAACUGGAAUAAGAAAAGACAAUUGUAUUGGUAAAACUUUUUAAAAGAAUUUUCUUAAAUUAGAAAUUACUCAAAUUGCCUCUUUUAAAACCUACCUCUGAAUCUUUAAGGGAAAUUUGCGUGAUAUCUUACCAGGGCCAUCUUUUUAGCUUGGUGAUAUUCUCCAAUUUUCGCUUUCUGUAUUCUGUCAUAAUAGACAACUACACAAACAAUUCUAGGAGCUGGCAGAAUAGGGUAGCUGAAGGAAUGCCAGGCAUGCUGUCAGGCCAGCUGGGGUCUAUUCCUGGCUUUCCCAUUUACCUCUUGGUUGAUUUACCUCUCUGAGCUUGCUUUCCUAAUCAGUAAAAUGGGCAUACCCAUACUUCCACUACCUCGCUCACAGGGUUAUGGUGAGGAAAAUGCUUUAUGAAUGUUAAAGCACUGUGAAAAUGUGAUUUGUUAAAGGGCAGUGGUUGUUAAGUUACUACAGUAUUUUAUCAAAUAGUAAUCAGAAAGGGCUCUUCUGAGUGAAAAAGCUGCCCCUUUAAAUACAGACGCUCCUAGAAUAUGUUUGUGGUCACUCCUCAAGCUGCAUCCACUUAUCCCUCUUUGGGACAUGGCCAGCAAUGCCCUUUAUCCACAUUCCAAUAAUCACCCACAUUUCAUUGUUCACCACAUUCUAUGGCUACUCAGGUACCAAGUGGACAUUUCAAGAGUAGGAAGACUGUGCUGUACCUUCUCUGAACAGUUGCUUCUGUUACCAGUAGAACAUAUAACACUGUCACUUUUCUUUUAUUGACACCCACAACCAUAAGUUUUCUCUGUUUUUAUUCUGAUAAAAAAAGCUGAUAAACUGUUGAAAAUUAUAAAGGUACACCUUACAGAAACCCCUUAGAACUCUGUGUGUGUGUGUGUGUGUGUGUGCGCGCACGCGCGCGCACACUCAAGCUAGAGGCAAAAUUUGGGGGGGAGGGGGGAAACAUGUGUUUAGCCUCAAGUCAGAUACUAGGAAGAGGAAGAAGAGUCUUCAAAAAUAUAGUUCUAUCAGAAAUAAUGAUGACAUAUAAGAUUAAAGUAAUUGUUUUGAUUUUAAUAAAAUUAUAAUGAUUUU
Messenger RNA from Dromiciops gliroides (monito del monte), 4369 nucleotides. It is a transcript of the gene ETFDH, whose product is annotated as electron transfer flavoprotein dehydrogenase. Lineage: Eukaryota; Metazoa; Chordata; Mammalia; Microbiotheria; Microbiotheriidae. The transcript has 13 exons. Gene Ontology annotation, cellular component: mitochondrial inner membrane. Gene Ontology annotation, molecular function: electron-transferring-flavoprotein dehydrogenase activity; iron-sulfur cluster binding. Gene Ontology annotation, biological process: electron transport chain. The record is from RefSeq and is a predicted model, not a curated record. The coding region runs from base 151 to 2010 and encodes 619 amino acids.